Dama dama (fallow deer) is the source of this 948-nucleotide messenger RNA. RefSeq names its product olfactory receptor 5B12-like. Gene Ontology annotation, cellular component: membrane. Gene Ontology annotation, biological process: sensory perception of smell; G protein-coupled receptor signaling pathway. Bases 1 to 948 code for a protein of 315 amino acids. Lineage: Eukaryota; Metazoa; Chordata; Mammalia; Artiodactyla; Cervidae. Gene Ontology annotation, molecular function: G protein-coupled receptor activity; odorant binding; olfactory receptor activity. The record is from RefSeq and is a predicted model, not a curated record. The transcript is spliced from 2 exons.
AUGGAGAACCUUUCAGAGGUGACUGAAUUCCUUCUCGUGGGGUUAACAGAUGCUCUAGAGAUGCAGGUCCCUCUAUUUACAACCUUCACUCUCAUCUGCCUCACUACUCUGGUUGGGAACCUUGGGAUGAUCGUGUUGAUUCUGUUGGACUCUCGACUUCACACGCCCAUGUACUUUUUCCUCAGUAACCUCUCCCUGGUGGAUUGUGUUUAUGCCUCCUCUGUUACUCCUAAAGUAAUGGCGGGGAUUCUCACAGGAGAUAAGAUUAUAUCCUACGAUGCAUGUGCUACCCAGAUGUUCUUCUUUGCAGCCUUUGUCACUGUUGAAAGUUUUCUCCUGGCCUCAAUGGCCUUUGACCGCCACGCGGCCGUGUGCAAACCCCUGCGUUAUACCACCACCAUGACUAGAGCGAUGUGUGCCUCGCUGGUCACCAGCUCCUAUAUCUGUGGACUCUUACAGUCUUCCAUCCAUGUUGCCCUCACUUUCCACCUCUCCUUCUGCCAUUCCAACGUGGUUAAUCACUUUUUCUGUGACAUUCCCCCACUGCUGGCUCUCUCUUGCUCUGAUAUCUACACAAAUGAGAUUGUGCUCUUCACACUGGCAGCGUUCAGCACUUUUUCUGCUCUUUUGGUUAUCUUGGGCUCGUACCUUUUCAUUUUUAUUGCUAUCCUGAGGAUGCGCUCAACUGAGGGACAGAAGAAGGCUUUCUCCACCUGUGCCUCCCACCUCACCACUGUCUCCAUCUUCUACGGGACAGGCACCUUCAUGUACUUACAGCCCAGCUCCAGCCACUCCAUGGGCACAGACAAAAUGGCGUCCGUGUUCUACACCAUGGUCAUCCCCAUGCUGAAUCCACUGGUCUACAGCCUGAGGAACAAAGAGGUCAAGGGUGCCUUUAAAAGGGUGGUUGGGAAAGCAAAAUAUAACAUUGCUUCUGUCUUAAGAUAA